Molecule: messenger RNA, 2015 nt
Organism: Rattus norvegicus (Norway rat)
Lineage: Eukaryota; Metazoa; Chordata; Mammalia; Rodentia; Muridae
Gene: Rnf224
Product: ring finger protein 224
Exons: 2
Coding region: 158-628 (156 amino acids)
Source: RefSeq, marked inferred
ACUCUAGCUUGAUGCUGCCACCACCUGCCUCCUGCUGCCUUGCCUAUGUAGAUAGUAAUGCGAGCCCAAGGAGGGAGCCGUGAGGUGUCCAGGGUCCCCACCCCCUCCUCCUACAAUUCUCUAGCUUGGAAUAGCUUUCUGGUGGAGCGGAUGCAGGAUGCUGCAGCCUGAAGGUCUCCACACCUUAGAGGAGGGGGCGGCCCUGACAGCCUCACGGAAUGACUGCAUCAUCUGCUACUCUGCCUACGACCUCUCAGUACACUUGCCUCGACGUCUCUACUGUGGCCACACCUUCUGCCAGGCGUGCAUGCGGCGGCUGGAUACCCCAGCCCAUGAACAACACUGGAUCCCCUGUCCACAGUGCCGGCAAAGCACCCCUAUGCCCCGUGGAGGGGUGACCAUGUUGGACUUGGACCUGGCUGCCUUCUUGGCAGUCAAAGCUGAACGGGAACCAUCAAAAAUAGAGUCCAGGCCCUCUGUCCCCCUAAAAGUCAGCACUACUAUCACUCAGCAGCCAGCUGGACUCUAUCCCACCCUGGGCCCCCAACCCCAUUUCCCUCAGCCUCGACACUGUUGCCGGGGCUGGGGAAGACUAUGCUGGUAUCCCCCUGGGAACCCCGAAGUCUGAAUUCUGGCCACCCCCACCCCUACAGAAGAAACUGUGCUUAGUAGCUUGCCUACUUUGGAGCCACUGAUCAUACACAGUGCAAACAGAACAGCUGCUAGCAAGAUGACUUUCCUAUAGUGCUAUGUGACAAACGUAGUGUUGUCACUCAGGAACAUUUUGGGCCAUAGCCUAAGGUCAGAGUCAAUGGCCAUGGUGCCAUAAGACUCCGCAGUAGGCUGGUGACCUCCCAUUCUACUGGUCUAGAUUUCCAUACCCCAAAGUAGCUUGCCUUUGUUUGACUAGCCAACAUCCUGCUGCCUAUGCCUCCGUAAACCCAGGACUCAGAAGGACAGGGUCAUACAUGGUUGUAUGUGAGAAUGGCAUUACAGCAGGACUUCCUCUUUAUAAACAUCCAGAGGUAUGAAUCAGGAGGGAGGGCAAGUUACCUUCUCUCUCCCUGGCGUCUCAUUAUUACUGACUAUCUGACAAUGGCCACUGAGCUCCUACCAUGAGUCAGGCUCUGUUCUCAGAGGGUCUGAGAGGGUCUGCAGCACGAUGAUACCUCUUUGACAGGUACCAAGGAAGGGUGCCAUAGAGAGCUAGCUCUGACAGGGGUCUUGACUGAGAUCUCACGGCUCAUUAUCCUAUCUCAAGACUCUCAGCUUCCGUCUACCACGGGUGACGAUAAUACAGAACUUUCGGUAGGUGCUAGAGGUUACAGAUGAUUGAAACCAAGGCCAAAGCUGUAAGCCUCUACCCUUGUAGGAAGGAGCUGUAUUCAGGAGCCCCUGGGAGGAGCCUCCUGGGCAGUGGGUGUAGGAUUGGAGGAAAGAAUUUGCUGAAUAGACAUUGAGAAGACUCCUUCUCUGGGCAAAGUCCCUCAAACAGCUGGGGACAAGGCUGAGCAGUGAGCAGAGAAGGGUGCUUGAACUUGCAGGGCCGCUAGGCAAAUAGCCUCCAGGAGAGCGCCCAGUCCUCAUCACAAAAGCUGGAAGAGGACUGAUCCACAAGAAGGAACAUUUCACAGGCACUUGCUCAACUGGGAAAAGAUACUCAGUAGAGCUCACUUCCUUAGAUGCAGAUAGAGGCGUUAAGUCCUGGACCCCCUGCUGUGCUCCGCAGAAAGCUCUUCUGGAUCCGACCCCACCCUAAAACUCAGAUUUGAAUCUGCUGACCUCAGAGCUUGGGUGCAUUCCCCCACUGAGGAAAUCCAUCUUCCACACCCACUUGGUGCAAAGGGCUUCUCUCUUGUCUCUCUCAGGUGCAGGGAUGACCAUGAUAAGAUUUGCGGAGUUUGCAACACGGAAGGAGAAGGGCAACUUUCUCUGGGGUUUCUAGGCAGCCCCAGCCGGAAUGACAGCAUCCUGCCGGGUGGUGUAGAAUGUCCAUUAAAUGUAUCGCAUGCUUA